AUGACAAACACGUUAGCUGUUUGUCUCGUAGCCAUAUUCUUUUGUUGUACAUGUUUGUCUACAGCUAAACAGAUACCCAGAGAAUGUGCUAAGGGACCUACAUAUUGGUGCGAAUCACUAAAGAAUGCAGCGGAUUGUGGUGCCGUGGGUCACUGUACUAGCACGGUGUGGGAAGUUGAGGUCACAGAUGUCAAGAAUAAUAUUGUCUCGGACAAGAUUGUGCAAAAGUUCAGUCAGCUGAAAGAUGUCAAUACUAUGAUUAAUGCGGACUAUCUCUCGUCUUCAAUUAGCUCGGCAUGCCGUGAUCUUCCCACUCCAAGUGUACAGCGUCUGUGUAAAGCGAACACAGCUGACCUAGGGCAGUAUCUCCUGCAUGUUCUGCAAUCAAAAACAACACCACAGACUAUUUGCAAGAUAGUCGGCAUGUGUAAUAAUGACAAACUAGAUAACCUCAAUAUGAAAAAGAGGUCUGACGAACCGAGCAAAGAGAAACAUUUGUUGGGAGGCGCUCGUUGUACGUGGGGUCCAUCAUAUUGGUGCAGUAAUUUCAGUACUGGCAAAGAGUGCAAGGCAACUCACCACUGCGUACAAAGGGUUUGGUCCAAACAGACAUACCCUCAAGAUAAUGAUGGCAUCUGCAAGAUAUGUAAAGAUAUGGUGAAGCAAGCCCGGGACCAACUGGAGAGUAAUCAGACACAGGAGGAUUUGAAAGCAGUUUUUGAAGGUGAAUGCAAUCUGAUUCCUAUAAAGAUAGUAAGGAAAGAAUGUAAGGUACUCGCUGAUGACUUUGUUCCCGAGUUGGUUGAGACACUCUCAUCUCAGAUGAAUCCAGAUGCUGUGUGCUCUGUAGCCGGCCUCUGUAAUAGUGAGAGGAUAGAUCAUAUGUUAGAAGACUAUUCAUCUGCCCUGAAGUUGAGAGAAGGUUGCACCAACUGUAGACGUAGUGUUGGUAUAGCGAGGAAAAGAUUCGACGCUACCAGCUAUGAAGACUUCCUUAUGGGAUUACUGAAGGUUUGUCAAGAGGUGGGUUCGCUAUCAGAUUCCUGUUCUAUGCUGGUGUUUAAAUAUUACGAGAAUAUUAUAGAAGCUUUGAAGAAAGAUUUCACAGCUGAGGAUGUAUGUCACCUCAGUGGACAAUGUGCUCAUAUAUAUCACUCACACGAUCUGUACACUUUCCCCGAUGAUGAACAAAAUCUUAAAGCAUCCGACGACAUCCCGUGCGAGUUCUGCGAGCAAGUUGUGAAACACCUUCGUGACACUUUGGUCGCUAACACAACUGAGAUUGAGUUCAAGAAAAUACUUGUUGGUCUCUGCAAGCACUCCGGAAGCUUCAAGAACGAAUGUCUUCAACUGGUGGAUCAAUAUUAUGAAAUAAUGUACACGUUCCUCACAGCCGAAAUGCAACCUCAAAUAAUCUGUGGUCUCAUCGGCGUAUGUAACAAAAAGACGGACAUAACCAUCGCACCGCUACUACCUUCUGAGUUAGAGGUUAAGACAAUUGGAAUAUCACAGUCACUUAUUGGAUCUGAUGAAGCUAAUAGCUAUACACAUAAGCCAAAACAAGAGAAUGUUAAAAUCUUAGAUGCGGAUAAAGCCCAGCUUCCUAUCGAGAGAAUGUUUGUGUCUGUGCCACAGGCCGAGAAUUCACAGAUAUGUACAUUCUGUCAAUACUUCCUACAUUACAUACAAGUUGAGCUCAGCGACGAAAACACUGAGGAGGCAAUAAAGAAAGUGGUUGAAAACGCAUGCGAUGUUUUGCCGAACGCCAUAGACUCUACUUGUAGGCAGUUUGUGUCACAGUAUGGAGAAGCUGUUAUAGCGCUGUUGGUACAACAGAUUGAUCCCGCUGAGGUUUGUCCGAGCCUAGGCCUCUGCCCCAAGUUGAAGGUCAAAGAAUCCGACACUCCUAACUGUGCUUUAUGUCUGUUUGCGGUUCAACAAGUGGAAACAGUUUUGAAAGAUAAUAAAACAGAGGCCAGCAUUCGUAAAGCACUUGAAAGUCUCUGCAACAGUCUGUCAGGAAAGCUAAGACCGGCUUGCGUAGACUUCGUGGAGACUCACACCGAUCAAUUAAUAGAGAUGUUAAUAGCUGAUCUCACGGCUCAAGAAAUAUGUGUUUUCCUUAACAUGUGUAAAGACGAACAUUCACACGCGGACCCUCUCAAGAUCACGGGUAUAGAUAAAUAUCAUGAGAAACCUCAUCUUAGAGGUGAUUGGAAUAGAAGGAAACGACCCAUGUUGCCUAGAAAUAUGUUAGAACCAGGCGUUGGAGAUAUUGAGACGAACGAAAUCCCGGACCACACAGUGAACGGCCGUCCUAUACACAACCAAAACCCCGUCUGUAUCAUGUGUGAGUUCGUGUUGAAGGAGAUCGACGACCAGAUCAAGGACAAACACAACGACGAUGAAAUAAAGAAGGUUGUCCACGGCGUAUGUAAACGUAUGCCCAAGUCAGUGAGGAGCGAGUGUGAUCAGUUUGUUGAGAAGUACGCGGACCUCGUGAUCAGUCUGUUGGCGCAGGAGUUGGACCCUGAUGAAGUGUGCCAGGAACUGAAACUGUGCAAACCUAAUGGCGUACAACACUUUAAAAGUGAAGUCUUGAACUGCGCCGUGUGCGAAUCAUUAGUCCAGGUGUUGAAGAAACUCGCCACUAACAAGAAGAUAGACGACGACAUCAUACAUGUUACUGAGCUGGCCUGCAAUGAACUGCCCGCCAAGUAUGCGAAAAGGUGUCGCAACAUGAUGGAGGUUUAUGGCGAAAGCAUUAUCAAGCUUAUUAAGGCUUCUGAAUCAAGAUUCAUCUGUGGCAUGAUUGGCUUCUGCGGGGAACGACCGGCAAGGCUACAGAUGACACCAGCUAUAUAG
This is a messenger RNA of Danaus chrysippus (African queen), 2865 nucleotides long. The record is from the annotation of a GenBank genome assembly. NCBI's taxonomy places the organism in Eukaryota, Metazoa, Arthropoda, Insecta, Lepidoptera, Nymphalidae.